Messenger RNA from Symbiodinium natans, 3009 nucleotides. The record is from the annotation of a GenBank genome assembly. NCBI's taxonomy places the organism in Eukaryota, Dinophyceae, Suessiales, Symbiodiniaceae.
AUGUUGAAAUCAACGUUAAACGGCAACCUGCCGGACUUCGAAUCCUUGCGUCGUGUGCCUCGUGCAUGGCGGAGGGCUGGAAGUGAGUCGCGCCAGCUCACAAAGCGAAAGGGCGAGGUUGAGAUGAGGAUACAAAGCCUUGGGUUCACACGUGAUCGUGAUGAUAUGUUUGUGCAUUCGUACAGCCUGGACACUGACGAGGAGCUGCUUAUCGCCUGCCGUGACGGCCACUUGGGAUGUGUGCAGGGCCAGAGCAGGAGUUUCUCGAUCAAUUUCGAUCGAGCGCUGUUACAGGUCACGUUGCAGGACUACCAGCGUAUACCGACAUACCGGGGCACCAUUGUAGGUAAGUCCAAUGCGGCGUUGCAGCUCUUGCGCGAGAAGCCCGAGCGCGUCAGGGAGGCCCUGCUGCGACCUGCUGCCCAGCGCCAGCUGACUCCACUUCAGUGGGCCUGCAGCCGGAACUUGUACGAGGUGGUGGAGCACUUGACAACGCACUUUGCGGGUGAUGUCCGCCCUUCCAUUGACUAUUGUCUGUUCAACGCGAGCCGCCGCGGCUACACGAGCAUCGCUGAGCUGCUGAUCCGGCGCUUCCCCACCGAGGCGGAGGCUUGUGCCGGGCGAGAUGCGGUGGAGGCCGCCAGGUGCGGGCAGGCCAGCGUAGCCCAGCUCCUGUCGGAGCGGUUCCCCGACGCGGUGCGGGCAGUGGCUUCUGGAGCGCUUCUUGAGGCCUGCCGCGCGGGGUCAGCACAGAUUGCCAACCAGUUCCUGCGGGAUUUCCCAGAAGAAGCAAGAGUUGCGCUGCGGCCAGAUGCGGAUGGGCAGACCCCUCUGUUGGCGGCGUGUCAAACCGGCUUGGUUGGAGUGGUGAGGCGGUUGCUAGAUCAGUUUCCGGAGGCGCAGCGUGCCAUGGAAGUGCAAGACUCAGCUGGCAUGACCCCCUUGGCAUGGGCCUGUGAGAACGGUCACGAUCCCAUCGUUGAGCUGGUUCUGCGACGCUUUCCGGAGAAGAUGGCGAAAGUGGCUCCCAUAGAGGAGGAGCUGUCGGAUAGCCGGCCCGAGAUGAUGCAACCGACGAAUCGUGAGAACAUGGAGAGAAGCGGCUACCGAUUGGUGGGCAGCCACAGUGCCGUGAAGCAGUGUCGCUGGACGCGGAAUGCCAUCCUUGGCCAAGGCCAGUGCUACAAGCACACCUUCUACGGCAUCAACUCCCACCAAUGCAUGGAAGCAACACCGUCUGUGGCCUGCGCAAACAAGUGCACGUUCUGCUGGCGGAAUCAUGAGAACCCAGUGACCACUUCCUGGACGUUCAAGAUGGAUGACCCGGAGUGGAUCGUGCAGGAAAGCAUUCGCAACCACCUGGAGCUUGUGGAGGAAGUCUCCGAGUCCCCGCACGCUCUGCCCGAACGGGUUCUCGCCGCACGCUCGGUGCGCCACGUGGCUUUGUCCCUGGUGGGGGAGCCAGUGCUUUACCCAAAGGUGGCGGAGUUCGUGUCGUCCCUGCACAAGCGCCGCAUCUCCACAUUCUUUGUGACCAACGGGCAGUUCCCGGACCAGCUCGCCGAGCUUCCCUGGGUGACGCAGCUGUACGUGUCCUUGGACGCCCCGGAUGCUACGACGUUGAGGGACGUCGGUCGGCCUCUUUUCCGAGACUACUGGGAUCGUCUACGCCGGUCACUGGCCACCCUGCAAGAGAAGCAUCCGAAACAAAGGACAGUUUGCCGCAUGACGGUGCUGAAAGGCGUAGCCGCAGAUGAUGAAGCUUGCCAAGGCUAUGCGGACCUGAUCAACCUCUCGCAGUGUGACUUCGUCGAGCUCAAAGCUGCAACCUUCUCACCCGUCUGGGACAAGAGCAACUCCGGACUCUCCAGGGACAGCAUACCCAGGCACGACGAUGUGCUACAGCUGGCACGCCGACUGGUGUCAAAGUUGCCGAUGUAUGGCAUCGCUGCGGAGCAUGAGCACAGCUUCUGCGUUCUCCUGGGGCGGCGGGACCGUUUCUACGAUCCUUUUGGCCACUGGCGGACAUGGAUUGAUUUCGACAAGUUUGCCGACGCCGCCGAACGAGGAGAGACACUAGAGCCGCCAGAUUUUGCCGUUGAGACGCCUCCGUGGGCCCUGCACCAGGGUAUUCCGAACCAGUACGAUGGGAAGAUCGGGUUCGACCCUCAGGAGGUGCGCCGCUUCCGGCGGCCGAUGCCCCGUUUGACCAGGUGUGAAAAACGGAAGCUUUGGCCGAAACACAAGAUGAUGGCGGACGUAGCCGUCCUCACGCCACAGGAAGGCCUCGACGUGGCAGCGAGUGCCCAGGAACUCCUGAAGCAGCCCCAUGUGCGCACCGUGACGGUCUUUGAGCCGGCGGGCGUUGGGGGCGACGUGAAGCGGGCUGGAGUGCGCUACGUGGCGGGCGACCCCAACCUCAACAUUACGUACAAGGAGGCAAGCCUUGCCUUCAGCAUGGACCUGAGCCGGCGCUUGAGCCGACUGAGUAAGAGCCAGGGCGGCGCCCACGAGCGCGAGCGCAUCUGUGAGUUGGUGCGACCUGGGGAGCGCGUCCUGGUUCUGGGCUCAGGCAUCGGCCUCACAGCCUGCCUUGUGGGGGCCCGCACGGCCUGCUCCGAGGUUGUGGCCCUGGAGCCUGAUGAGGUGAAGCACGAGUUUGCUUUGGCCAACAUCCGAACCAACAAGCUGGAAGGGAAGGUCUCCAGUCUUUGCCGCUCCCCCCUCGAUGUGGAAGGACUGGGCCAGUUCGACCGCAUCUGUGCGUUCCUGAAGUUCCAGGCCCUUGAGAAUUUGCAGCCCUUGGUGGCGGCCAUCCGAACAAACGGCACACUGCACUUCUACAACCACGAGUCCGGAGAGGAGUUCCUGCGGGAACCUACCGAACUCCUGGACUCGAUGAGGAAGAUGUGUGCCAGAAGAGUCGAUAUCACGUGGCGUGGCAAAGUUCCUCGCAAGUCUAUUUCACCCAACAUGUACAGGGUGGGUGUGGACUUCAAAGUUUCUUAG